Molecule: messenger RNA, 1433 nt
Organism: Antrostomus carolinensis (chuck-will's-widow)
Lineage: Eukaryota; Metazoa; Chordata; Aves; Caprimulgiformes; Caprimulgidae
Gene: ST6GALNAC5
Product: ST6 N-acetylgalactosaminide alpha-2,6-sialyltransferase 5
Exons: 3
Coding region: 1-789 (262 amino acids)
Biological process (GO): oligosaccharide metabolic process; ganglioside biosynthetic process
Molecular function (GO): alpha-N-acetylgalactosaminide alpha-2,6-sialyltransferase activity
Source: RefSeq, a predicted model, not a curated record
AUGUUUACAGUUAAUGUUGAAGUAUGUAUGUCUUUGCAGCCUUUAAAAAUGCACUGCAAGAGUUGUGCAUUGGUAACCAGCUCUGGACACCUUCUGGGAAGUAAGCAAGGUGACAGAAUCGACGAGACAGAGUGCGUAAUACGAAUGAAUGAUGCACCUACUCGAGGUUAUGGAAAAGAUGUUGGAAACAAAACGAGCCUUCGAGUCAUUGCACAUUCCAGUAUUCAGAGGAUUUUGAGAAAUCGCAAUGAACUCUUAAAUAUGAGCCAUGGUGCUGUGUUUAUCUUCUGGGGUCCCAGCAGCUACAUGAGGAGGGAUGGCAAAGGCUUGGUGUAUAAUAACCUGCAGCUGAUGAAUCAGAUACUGCCUCAAUUAAAAGCAUAUAUGAUUUCUCGCCACAAGAUGCUUCAAUUUGAUGACCUUUUUAAACGGGAAACUGGGAAAGACAGGAAGAUAUCCAACACUUGGCUUAGCACGGGCUGGUUCACAAUGACUAUCGCAUUAGAGCUCUGUGACAGGAUAAAUGUUUAUGGCAUGGUGCCACCGGAUUUCUGCAGGGAUCCUAAUCAUCUUUCAGUACCUUAUCAUUAUUAUGAACCUUUGGGACCUGAUGAAUGCACAAUGUACAUUUCACAUGAGCGGGGACGAAAGGGCAGUCAUCAUCGUUUCAUCACAGAGAAACGAGUGUUUGAGAACUGGGCACGGACAUUCAAUAUUCACUUUUUUCAACCAGACUGGAAACCAGAACCACUCACUGUAAAUCACCCUGAGAUUAAACCAGUGGUCUGAGGGAUGAAUGCAUAAAACUGCCAUCACAGUCACCCACUGUGUCAAGCCUUCGAGGUGUUGGACCUUCUGGGAUCGCAAGGCAACCAAGAGGCAAAGGGUAACAGGAUCUGCAGCUGAUAACUGCAACAACAGUCUGGAAGUUACGAUGAAGGAGCAGAGUGUAUCAAGAGUACUUUCUGUGGAAAUGUGUAUGAACCCAGUAUAUAGCCUUUUUGGCCAUCUGACUUCCUGUAUGUGUAUGUGAUUUGUGAAAAACAACUUAUCAUUAAUGGGAUGGGUAAUUCAUUAUGGGUUUUUAAAGUACAAUGCCACUGAAUUUUCAUAGUGAAAACUUACGGUAUUUAUUUAAAGGAGGUUUUUAUGCAACCUAGGCCAAUAUUUUUCUAAUUCACAGUUAGGUAGUUGUUUAUCUUUCAUAAUCUUUCAAAUCCAAAAUUAAUAUUCCUGAUGAUUUGAAAGGCCUAGCAUUUUAUUUAUAAAAUUUGUUUGAAAAAUAUGAUUCUAUAUAGCAUGUAAUUAAUAUUUGAUCUGGAAAUGUUGCAUUUCUUUUAAAAAUUUUGGGCUCUGUUCCAGCCUAAAGCCUUUAAGAGCAAGAAUGGUCCCAUGUGCAGAUCUAGCUAACUUAACAUUCUGACAUUUCAUGU